ACUUGGUGGGCCCAAAACCAGCAUCAGUCCAUUUUCUCAGUUUCAGUGGCGUCUUCGUCUUCUUAGGGCAGGAAGAACAGAGCAGGUAUGGAGGGCGGCAAAUGAUGUGUUUACGAAGUCAUUUCUAAGCAAAGUUAAAGCAGACCACAUUACCGUUGUGUUACAGUUCCAGGGCUCAACGGUUUUGUUUUGGUUUAAGGUUUUGUUAAAACAGUAGUAUAGGAUGUUUGGGGAUGUAGCCUCGAGAAGUAAGCUCACUAAGAAGCUCAAAAUUUCGGGUUUAAAAUUCAAAGAUACAAAGAAAAAGUCUCAAAGAACACGUAGUGACAAUAAGGAUGGUGGUGGUAUGAGGAAAUUUAGUUCUGAUAAACCAAGGAGGGGAAGCUACAGUGAGGAUGGUGGUACGAGGAACUUUAGUUCUGAUAAACCAAGGAGGGGAAGCUACAGUGAGGAUGGUGGUACGAGGAACUUUAGUUCUGAUAAACCAAGGAGGGGAAGCUACAAUGAGGAUGGUGGUAUGAGGAACUUCAGUUCUGAUAAACCAAGGAGGGGAAGCUACAGUGAGGAUGGCGGUACGAGGAACUUUAGUUCUGAGAAACCAAGGAAGGGAAGCUACAAUGAGGAUUGUGGUAUGGGGAACUUUAGUUCUGAUAAAACCAGGAAGAGAAGCUACAUUGACGAUAGUGGUAUGAGGAACUUUAGUUCUGAUAAAACAAGGAAGAAAGUCUACAAUGAGGAUGGCGGUAUGAGGAAAUUUAAUUCUGAUAAAACAAGGAAGAAAGUCUACAAUGAGGAUGGUGGUAUGAGGAAAUUUAGUUCUGAUAAAACAAGGAGGAAAGUCUAUAAUGAGGAUGGUGGUAUGAGGAACUCUAGUUUUGAUAAAUCUAGGAAGAGAAUCUAUGCUGACCCAGAAAUUGGUGGGGAGGUAGUAUUUGAUGGCAAUGUAGAUAGACCUAAUAGAAAGCCUUUGUCAAAGAAAAGACAGAGCCAGGAGAAAGAUGAUGUUAUUAGAGCAAAGGGGAACAAUGUAUCUCCUCGCUCAAUGUGGGUUUCUAAUAAGUUGGAGGAUACCAAUUCUGAAGCUAAAAUUUCUUCUCAUAAAGCUAAGAAGGCAGGAGAAAAUGUUCGAUUUUCUUAUGUAUCUCGGACAAAGGGGAUUGAUAAGAAGGAAGCUGGUGAACUGGGUGGUGGUGAAACUGGUUUGUUGAAGAAACAUACCAAGAGUAAAUUUGACUUAAGUAAGAGCUUUGACCCAAGUAAGAAAAAGUCUCAAGAUAUGUAUUCCUCAAAUUCAACCAAGAAAUGGGUUAAAGACAAGAAGAACCAAGGUGAAGACUUAGAGGUUCAAGAUGAGCAUCCAAAGAAGACGAAACGGGUAAUUCGGAUAGAUCCACAUGAUAUCUCAAAUAAGAGGCUGGACGAUAGUCCAGUGAAUGUUGGCAGUAUAAAUGAGAAGAAUAACAAUAUGGAAGAAACAGCUGAGGUUUCAAAGAAUGCACAAUUUCGAGCCAUCCAACCUAGUUCCUCAAUCCUUUCCUAUGUGGAAGAUAAUUUUUUAGGUCGUAGACGCAUGAUUGAACUGCGGAGGGCAGGCUACAACACUGAGUUUUCUGCUCCUUUGGAUAAUAUUCCCUUCUCUACUAGUUCGGAAAGAGAACGAAUUGAAGAAACUAUAUUUAGGAACAAAAUGACAUUUUUUGCUGCUGCAAAGGCUUCAUCAUCAUUUCCUCCACCUGAGUUACCAGAGAUUGCUUUCGCAGGAAGAUCAAAUGUUGGAAAGUCAUCGCUACUAAAUUCCCUUACUAGACAGUGGGGUGUUGUGCGGACAUCCGACAAACCUGGCCUCACUCAGACUAUUAAUUUCUUCGACCUGGGAUCAAAGCUGUGCUUGGUUGAUUUACCAGGCUAUGGGUUUGCUUAUGCAAAAGAAGAAGUUAAGGAUGCUUGGGAAGAGCUUGUGAAGGAGUACGUUUCCACAAGAGUUGGUUUGAAAAGGGUAUGUCUUCUGAUUGAUACAAAAUGGGGAAUGAAGCCAAGGGAUCAUGAACUUAUUGGCUUAAUGGAAAGAUCUCAAACCAAAUACCAGAUUGUUUUGACCAAGACUGAUACAGUCUUCCCAAUCGAUGUAGCACGUCGUGCAAUGCAAGUUGAAGAGAGCCUCAAGGCACACAAGUCUGUUGUUCAACCCCUGAUGAUGGUAAGCUCAAAAUCUGGAGCUGGUAUCCGAAGUUUAAGAACAGUACUUGCGAAAAUUCCUCGUUUUGCCAAACUCUAAUCUUCUCAGGCUUCCCAUUUUCUGGGGAAAACUCGAAAUAUAUUAUUCAAGAAAAGAGGGGGAUGAGCUAAAAAACAUAGCUGAAAUGGUUGGUAUUGUGGAGGACAGUACUACUGAUUGCUUAGUUUGACAAAUCCCAGGUGUAAUUUUUCAUACUAGAUCAUUGAAAUUUAUCUUGGGUAGGAAAUUUUGUAGAUUUAUUAGGAUUUUUAUCCUUUGUUCAUCUUGACCUUAAAAAAAAUCAUUUCUUGAUGUUGGGAGUUUCAUGAAAAUAUAGGUUUUGAUCCUUGUGGUUUCUGCAGUCGAGAAUCAUCUUGGCAUAACAACAGUGACAAUGAUUUCAGAAAUUGACGUUCGAACUGGCCUGUGUUGAUCACACAAAUAAUAUAAAAUUAUAAUAUGGGUCUA
Molecule: messenger RNA, 2683 nt
Organism: Humulus lupulus (European hop)
Lineage: Eukaryota; Viridiplantae; Streptophyta; Magnoliopsida; Rosales; Cannabaceae
Exons: 12
Coding region: 224-2275 (683 amino acids)
Molecular function (GO): GTP binding
Source: RefSeq, a predicted model, not a curated record